GUCACAAUUCGCCAAUUUUCAUUUCCUUCUCCUUCCGGCGGCGUCUUCUGCUUCGCCUCGCUCUCCUUCUCCUUCUCCUCCUCCUCCUUCCUUCUCCCAUGGAAUCUUCUCUAUUUUUGUCUUUUCCGUCGUUUCUUUAAGCUUUGGGGAGACGGUUCUUCCGGCGUUGGAAAUACUGCAUUAUCGGAAUUAGCGAGGAUUGUUUCUGGAUCGAGGAGAAUUUUCCUCGGUCUUGACUCUUGAAGCCUUUGCUGAUAGUAUACUUGAGCUGUGGGCGGCAACGGUUUGUCAUCAGCACUCACAGUAAGGCUUCUUUUCUUUUGGUGGAAACUGGAAAGGAAGUCCUUUACCUGAGGAGACAUUAACUCACAAACUAAAUGGAUGGUAAUUGUUCUGAUUUUGACUGGGACACUGAAGAUGAGUUGGAAAUUGAAAACUUCGGCCCACCAUAUUCUUCUGGAGUGACACAUGCUCAUGAAGAAGCUGUUGUAGGCUCGGCAGAGGCAAGUUCUGCAAGUUCCUCCAGUUGCAAGGUGAUUGAUCACUUUGUUGGAAUGGGGUUCUCUAAGGAACAGGUUGCCAAAGCAAUUGAGGAAAAUGGGGAGGAAAACACAAAUUUGAUACUUGAGAGUCUCCUACAGUGCCCAGCAAAGGAAAGCUCAUUACCUAGCUCCUCCAACUCCAAAGUGAUUGAUCACUUUAUCGGGAUGGGUUUCUCUGAAGAGCUGGUUGUCAAAGCAAUUCAGGAAAAUGGAGAGGGAAAUACAGAUUCAAUAUUGGAAACACUAUUGACCUAUUCGGCUAUUGAAAAAUCUCCUGCAAAGCAACAUAUUGAUUCUGAUCACUCAUCAGAUGUGGAAGGGAGUUUGAUGGAAGAUUUUUCAGAUUUUGAUAGUCUUUCUGAGACUGAGGAAAUUGCCAAUCCUGAUUCUGAUGAGGAGAGUAGAUUGCUGUUCUUAACAAAAAUGGGAUACACAGAGGAGGAGGCUUCAGCAGCCAUAGAGAGAUGUGGUCCGGACUCCACAAUUGCAGAGUUAACGGACUUCAUAUGUGCUGCUCAGAUGGCCAAGGCAGCAGAUUCACUUUUCCCCAUUGAAGUCUAUCCAAGGCCCAAACCUUCCAGCAAUGAUGAAUUGAAACUUAAGAAGAGGCAAUUUGACAAUAAUCCAUGGAAGAGUAAGAAGCAGAUGAGGCUUGAGAUGAGUGAAGAUGACGAAGCCCUUCAUCUUCCCAAUCCAAUGAUUGGUUUUGGGAUCCCAACAGAUCCAUGCCAUGUAACCAAUAGGAUUCUAACAGAGUCAGCCAUUGGGCCUCCUUAUUUCUACUACGAGAAUGUUGCCCUUGCUCCAAAAGGGGUCUGGAACACCAUCUCCAGAUUUUUAUAUGAUAUCCAACCAGAGUUCGUGGAUUCAUUGUACUUCUGUGCUUCUGCAAGAAAAAGGGGCUAUGUGCACAAUCUUCCCAUUGAAAACAGGUUUCCCCUUGUUCCUCUCCCACCACACACCAUUAAGGAAGCCUUUCCCUUGACUAGGAAAUGGUGGCCUUCAUGGGAUUCAAGAACAAAGCUGAACUGCUUGCAGACCUGCAUUGCCAGUGCUAAAUUGACAGAUAGGAUUCGCAAGGCACUUGAACUUCACGAUGGUGACCCACCUGAAAGUGUCCAAAAGUAUGUUAUUGAUCAGUGCAAGAAGUGGAAUUUGGUUUGGGUGGGAAGAAACAAGGUUGCUCCACUUGAACCUGAUGAAGUGGAAAUGCUCCUGGGGUUUCCUAAAAACCACACAAGGGGAGGUGGCAUUAGUAGAACUGACAGAUAUAAAUCACUUGGUAACUCAUUCCAGGUUGACACAGUGGCUUACCAUCUCUCAGUUUUAAAAGAGAUUUAUCCUCAAGGUGUGAAUGUCCUCUCCCUUUUCAGUGGAAUUGGUGGUGCAGAAGUUGCCCUCCACCGGCUUGGCAUCCCUUUGAAGAAUGUGGUGUCUGUCGAGAUAUCUGAAGUGAAUAGGAACAUUCUCAGUAGCUGGUGGGAACAGACAAACCAGAAGGGCAAGUUGCUUCACAUUGAGGAUAUCCAGCAAUUGGAAGAUAAUAAAAUAGAGCAGCUGAUGAGUCAUUUCGGUGGAUUUGACCUGAUUGUGGGUGGCAGCCCUUGUAACAAUCUUGCUGGGAGCAAUAGGUAUCACCGUGAUGGUCUUGAGGGGAAGGAUUCUGCCCUCUUCUUCGAUUAUGUUCGCAUACUGGAUUCAGUUAAACGUCUUUCUCCCGUGAGAUAGCGUUGCUGAACCCUUGAAUUCUUGUUUAGUUCUGAACAGAACAGUGAAAUAAUCACUGGUUGGUAGUCUUUUUUUCAAAACUGCCUUUUUAUCCUGAAAAUAAUCUGUUGUUGGGAGGAAGGCAAAACUGCCGGUGAUGAUUUCUCUCAAUUCAUUCUUAGUUUUAGUUAAUGAUGGAACAUAAAUUAUACAAUUUUUUUUAUAGUAGUUUAUCUCAAUUAUCUAGCUGUUGUGGUUAAUCUGGUAGCAAUCUUUUUAUCAUAGUAUAUAUAUUUUUUAAUAAUAAUUUCUUCCGUUU
This is a messenger RNA of Rubroshorea leprosula, 2568 nucleotides long. The record is from the annotation of a GenBank genome assembly. NCBI's taxonomy places the organism in Eukaryota, Viridiplantae, Streptophyta, Magnoliopsida, Malvales, Dipterocarpaceae.